Molecule: messenger RNA, 9871 nt
Organism: Sitodiplosis mosellana (orange wheat blossom midge)
Lineage: Eukaryota; Metazoa; Arthropoda; Insecta; Diptera; Cecidomyiidae
Product: A-kinase anchor protein 9
Exons: 15
Coding region: 1013-9091 (2692 amino acids)
Biological process (GO): signal transduction
Molecular function (GO): molecular adaptor activity
Source: RefSeq, a predicted model, not a curated record
CAAUUGCGACCGAAAAGACAGCCACACAGUACACAGCACUACAGCACACAAAGUAUCGAACAACAAUAGUGAGUGUCAGAGCACACGACACGGAACGAUUUAUUGUAUGCAACUGAGUGAGUGAGUGCUGUAUAUGUUUCGUAUCCAAUUGGCUUUGAUGAUAUUGUUCCGAUGCUAAGGAACUACUUUUGCUUGUUUUGAUAGACGAUUUAGUUUGAACCGCUGUGUUGGCAUUGAGCAUAUCGAACCAGUCUCGUUCGUCUACCAAUUUUUUUUUUCUCUCACUGAACACCGACCGACAAAACGGUUGAGUUCAGUAUCUAUUUGUCGGCACCGAUUAAUUUUGUACAUUUUAUCUGGGUGUUUGGUGUGUGUUUGUGUGUUUGUGUGUUCGUGUGUGUGCUUCACUGUUUCAGUUACAUAAAUUAUUUAAAAUCGAGACAAUUUCGAUUAUUCUGUUGAUUUUGCCAUGUGUUUUCAAUUUUAUGCCUAACCUAAAUAAUUCGAUUGAGUCAAUGGGUUUGUGAAUGCUCGGCGGUUCCAGAGGAAAUCAGUUCAAAGCCUAUCAUUUAGUGUUCAUUCAAAGCGACCAAUCGACCAGAACGACAUCGAUCAUAUCUCGAUGAUUCUGUAGUAGAGACAUGUUGUUCAGCGGCUGCUGUUGAUGACGAUGAUGAAAGCGCACAAUUGAUACAAAUUAAAAUCGUGUUGUGUUUUAGUGUGUAUGCCUGCCCAGUUAUUCAAACACGACGCUACAACUACUUGAGUGAAAAAUCUCUCCCCGAUUUUGAUGUAAAAUUGAAAACCAGUCCGUUGUUUCUCCGAAAUGAUGAAUUCUAUAUUUAUACAAAUCCAAGCAUAAGGCAUAUGUCGUUCGGUUUACAUCACAGUUCAGCAGGGAACACGCUCAAGUAUUUUGUAAUAAGAGUACAACGUAAUUUGAUUGCAUAUGCGUGAUUGUUCCAAGCGAUAAUUGAAUUCAAUAGAACAGACUCCGAGUAAUUGGAGCACAAUGGAUAAUUUGACGCCGCUCACAUCGCAGAGCCCGUCAAAAGAGAAUGAUUCGAUUGAUGAGGGUUCGGCACAACGACGAGCAGUCAAAAGUCGUGACGAAGAUGACUUUGAAGAUUCACUAAAUCUAAAUGUGUCUAUUUCCGAGCACAUAUCCGAAGAUAUCGAAUCGACGAGUGCAGUUGAAGAUAGCAUCGAGAAAUCAGCACAACGUUUCGACCAAUUGUUGGCCGAUAAGAAGCGAAAACUAUUUGAUUUCGAUGAAAGUGACAAAAGCAAUGGUGUUGACAGUGAUGGCGUACGAAAAUUCUCCAAAUUUGAUGUCGAAAAUUUAUUAGAUGAAUCCCUAUCCGGUGACAAUAUUGCAAAACAUUUUAUGGCCGAUGUGGAAACGAGCACACAGCGCAACAGUAAAGUCAACGAACGAAUCGCGAGUGUUUCACAACAACGCACAAAAAGUGACGAAUUAAAAAUAGCUGACGUUGAUGAAGGCGCCGCGGCAAAUCCAAGUCAACCAACAACGGCAACGACAGCGACAAAUGUCGCAAUACACAUUGAUGACAUGCAAAAAUCCAAAGAUAAGUCAAAUUUAGUCGAAUUAGUGCAUCUAAGUGACAGCCAUAAAUCGGAUAGCGACAGUCGCAAGAGCGACACUGGUAAAAAUGAUGUGAUAUUAAUAAACGAUCAUGAGAUUAGUAUUCAUUCGUUGAAAGAAUUGCAAGAGCAACGGUCUCGGUCGGAUAUUGAACCGAAUAAUGCGCCGCAAACGAACCAAAAUACGACAAGUGACAUUUCAUCUUGUUUUGAAGACAAUGCCAAAGAGCAGCGGUCAAUUGAAGAUAUAUCGGGUAUUUCGAUCAAUGAAUCGUCAGCCAAAGUCGAAAGUGAAGAAAUUGAAGCGGAACGGUCAAAUACAUCAUCAUCGGAACGAGUGAGCCGAUCGAAAUCAGAGAUUCAAACGGAAAAGAAUGAAGAAAGUCCGAAAAGUGACGAAGACAUUAAAAAGUGUAAACCAAUGGACGAAGACUCAUUACCUGAGCUAUCGGUGAUUGAAGAGGUGUCUGCAGCUGAUGAGCUAUCGAGUCGACAGAAUAUCAUUGAGAGUAUCGCAGAUAAAAAGAGUGAAAUGGAGAAAAUCUUUGUUGAAGCCGUCAAUAGACUACCUCUUGAUAAGGAAAAUCGACCGCCAAAUUUGAACGACGACCUUCUUUCUGUCGGUAGCAAACAUUUGACCAGCUCACAAAACAGCACCCUAACAGAGGGAACCGUUUAUAAUGCGCUCACCAAAAUUGAUUCGAAUCUAACCGCAGCCACAUUCGCCGAUGAGCUCCACUUGAAUUUGGUUCAUAUGCAGAAUAAAAUCAAGGAAUUGCAAAACAUCAAUGGCGGAAAGUAUUCGGCCAGCUUCUUCGAUUUGCCAAUGAUAUCAAGUAGCCGACGCAAUUCAUUGAUUCAAGAAUUUCCACAGUCGGGACGAGAUUCGAGUAGCAUCACAACCAAUUCAACGGAAUACCGGCCGUUUCAGGAUGAAUACUUUCGGUUAACCGAUUUCCAAGUGGCAUUGAUCGAGCGAGACAAAAUAAUUCAAGAGCUAACAGACUCGUUGAAACAAUCGAUUGAAAUUCGUGAUCAAUUGAACGAACGCAAUGUGGCGUUAGCCAAUGAAGCAAAGGAGCUCAAAGCGGCCACUGAUAGACGAAAGUGGAUUACUGAUAGGGACACGUUUAAUGAGCCACGAUUAUCAGAAACAACAAUCGAUUUAGUUGGCGAGAGUGAUUUCGAAGACGAUGAAUUUUACAAGAAAAUACUGAAAAUUGACGAUCAUAAAGAGCCAGCUCAAGAAAUCGAUUCGAAACCGGACGAAUUACACAAAACCAAAGAAUUAGAGGCUGUGAGAAAUUCAAACCCAACGAUAGACGACUUCAAGAAAAGCUUGAACGAAGAGGAAACUGAACUAUUCACGCGCAUCGAGAGUCAAUUCGAACAAAUGCUCAAUGAAAAAAUCAACGACGUCAAAGAGAAAUUGCAACAAGAACAGUUGGAGAAAGCUGAGUUAGACUCGGAAACGAAUCGCUUGCGUCAAUUGUUAUCCAAUAUCAAAAGUGGAUCGACAGAGGUCAUUGAAUUGCGUGCUGAAUUGGAUAAAAUUCAUAAGAAAGAGAUGGAAAAUUUGCGCAUGUACUUUGAACGGAAAUGCACGGAUUUGGAAAAACAGUAUUCUGAGGAUGUAUUCUCUCAGCACAGUCGCCGCCAUUCGAAUGACACCAACUCCGAUUUGUCGGACGAUGAAAUUUUUCUGCCCGACGAAACCAAAGCGGGUGUCGUACGAAGAACGAGCAAAACUGGUGACAUUCUCGCUAGUCCAACGCAUAGAAAAAUAACACCAACUCACAUUCGCAGUACCGGUUCUAGUCCAAUUAAGAAACUUAGAAAAGGCAGCCAAAGUGAAUUCCGAUCCCUAGAUAAUAGCAAAUUAGUGAAUCUAAAUGCCGAAGAGAUUCAUGAACACUAUCGCAAUGUCAUUGCCGAUUUGAAGCAAACACACGAUGAAAAUGUCAAACAACUCAAGUACAAGUUGCAAUCGUUCGAAGGCCCUCAGGCUGACGAUGAAUAUUUGCUAACCGCAACUACAUCAACUGAUCAGCCACUAGUGUUACUAACCACUGAAAACUUGAAAAAUAACCGAGAAUGUUCGGAGCUGUUCAAUAAUUUGGUGAAUGAGUACGAUCGACGUUUGGAGGAGCAAGUGAAAUUUGCCAGACAGGAUAUGCUCCGUGAAUUGGAGCUUCAAAUACAAACUCUUUUAGCCGAACCAAUCUCGGAUGAAUCACGUUGGCCACCCGAGCUGAUACUUCUUCGUGAGAAAUUCACCGCUAAAAGUCAAUUAGAAAUCGCUCAACUUCAAAUAAAGCAUGAAGAAGAAAUGUCUCGCCUGAAAAAUGAUCACCAAAAGCAGUUGGAUCGAAAACUCAAGAGGAACACGGACUUUGACAAUUCACGAGGCUUGGAGAAAUGUGAAUCGGAACGUGACAGCCUUCGAGAGCUAUGCAACACGUUCCGACAUUUGCUGUAUGAGUUGGCAAAGUGUGUGUCGGUUUGUGAAAACGAUCUAAACGCAUCUCUAGUCGAUGAGUUGAAUAAGUAUGGCAUUUUGCAGCCAUCGCUUAUGUCACCAUCAAAAACGCGAUCGGAAUCGCCAACCAAUGAAAAUGAUUUGAAUCAGUCGAUGUGUUCAUCGAUUGGUAAUCGUUCAAUGCGUCUGUCCCUUGUACCUGAUGUCAGUGGUAUUUUGUCGUUAAUCGAAGACCCUUCGCUUUUGAACUUUGUCACUGAAAAAGGUGACAAUGAAGACAGUUUCAGUUCGAGCGUGUCGAAGAAGUUCGAUCUGAAUGAAUGCCUUGAAAAACUUAAACACGAAGCCGAUUCAUUGUUACAUUUAUCGGAGAAAAUGAUACAAAAACGGAAUGCGGACAACAGAGAAUUGGACAAAACACAGAAAUCACUGGAAGAAGAAGAUGGUUUGAAAAUAGCGAAGGAUGACUUCAAUGUAGAAAGUUCACAACAGAAACCACGAUUUAGUCUACCUGCAAUCUUUCCAUCCGACAAACAUGAGCGAAAGACAUUGUCGCAUUCCGACUUAAAUGACCUGAAAAAUCGAUUGCUGUUAAGCGAAUCACGGAACCAAGAGCUGGAGAAGAAAUUGGCUGAAUCGCAGGCACAACAACGUGAACUGACACAGAAACUAAAUAGUUAUGUGGAUAGUCAGAGUGAAGAGCUUAGCGAAGGAUAUGGAAUCAGCCAGUUGCGAUCCCCACAAAGGCAUCCAGCCAAUAAAGCAGCUACUUCGUUCACUGCUCUGCAAGAACGUGCCAAACAGUAUUUCAAUGAUACAAACACAUCAGAUGUGUCACAACUGCUCGAAGACUUCUGCCGUGAGUGUGAUCGACACGUGGAAGAAGAGAAAGAUAAAAUGAAAGAUCUUCAAGAACAGAUUGAUGCCGCCUAUAAUCAACGGAAACAAGACUUAGAAUUUUUGGAAAAACAAGCUGCCGAACGGGAAACGGAACGCGAUGAAUUUUGUAAAAAGAUCGAAAUGCUCGAAUCAAAAUUGCGUGACGUAGAUAAGGAGCGCCUUAAAUACGAUAAUAUUGCCAAGGAGAGCGAUAUACUGCGGCAGCAAGUUCAAGAGUUGGAAGUGACAUUGAAUGCGAGUAAAAAGAAGAACACCACGUUGGAAACGGAUCUCAAAGAAUCGAUCGAAAAGAUCUACGAGCUUCGAGAAAUUAUUGUUGAUCUAGAGACACGAAUAAAGGAGAAAGACAAUGAAGUCGAAUCACUUGAAAGCGAAAUUGAUCGUAAAAAUCGAACAAAUGAAUCGCUUCAAACGGAGAUGAAGAGUUUGUUGUCGCAAUCGGAAAUCGCGCCAGCAUACCAAGAAAGGAUUCAACAGCUCGAAGAGCAGCUGGAGAGUCUGCAACCGAAUGCUGACCAGAGUAUAGCCAUCGAACGGAUUGCAUCGCAUUUACGAGAGAUUGAAGAUAAUCUCGAUCGUAAGAUCAAUCUAUUGGAAUCAGUGCAUGUUGGCACUGGCACGGUGACAACGUGCAGUAGCCCAUCGGAGGAUGUGUCAGUCAGAGGUAGUGGACACAAUCUCGAUGCAGCCAUAUCGCCGCGAUACUUCAAGUACUUAGCCAAAGAUCCAUCAUUCCCAGUCGAUCAAAUCAUGCGAAUCAUCGAAAAGAUGCAGAAGCACUCAAGGGUCGAAGAGGCGGCCAUUAAAUUAGUGCGAGACUUGGAAAUGCAAAUCAAAGCAUUGCACACGAGCUACAUGGAAUUACAAAAUGAACGGGAUUUGUUGCGAGAGAAAAUGGAUGAGCAGCUAAUGCGAAUAACAACCAUUCAAUCGAGGUUGGACGAACAACGCCAACGGGCCGAGGAGCUUCAACGAGCGGGCACAUCCGAUCUAAAUCUCAAAGUGUACGACUUGCAAGCGGAAGUGAACGCACUGAAAGAGACGGUAUCAUCACGCGAUAAACAAAUUGGCGUACUGAAGAGUCAUUUGGCGCAAAGCAAGGAGAUUAUCGAUCGGCAAGAAGCCGAGAUCGCUUCAUACAAUUGCGUCACCGAUGGAAAUGACACAUACAGCAAAGUAUUCGUCGAAAAAUUGGAGGCACGCAUCGCAUCCAAAGACUUGGAAAAUAAGAGUUUGAGGGAAAAAAUCCGAACGGAAAUGAUAACGAAAGUGGCACUGCCGGAUUUGAUGGAAACCGUACUGGCCGAUAAGACGGACGAAAUCGAUUAUCUGAAAGAGCAGUUAGUGUCAAAGGAGAAGGAAUUAGAGUCGAAGGGAAAGGAAUUGAAACAUUUACGUGAUAGUCAGAUAUUCGCCAAGGCCGAAGAGAAGCUCAGUGAAUACUUCACAAAAAACCAUGGCAGCGAUUACUUCGAUAACGAUUACAUUCGAAAGAUGUCCGAAUCUGGCACGCGAUCGAGUUUGCCCAUCAUUCAAUCGUCGAUUUUUGGCAACAAUGAAAAUACACCGCCGCUGAAACCGCGACAAAUUUACUUCACGUCAAAGUCAACGAAUGACACCAAUUUAAUGCAAACUCCGCUGCUAUUGGAUCAAUUUUCGAGCGUCGUCAGAAACGAUUCGCUCGCCGACAAUGAUGACUCAAGCACACAGCUGAGAGAAGAAAUUGAGUACUUGAAAUUAUCACUUGAAGACAAAACGAAAUUGGUGGAUGAUGUCACCGCGGAAAGUAAGAAGUUGAAAGAGGAAUUUGACAGCGAAAAAGUUAAAUUGGCUACGGAGAUCGAUCGGUUGCGUGGCCAAAUCGAUGAAUUGCAAUUGAAGGUAGAAACCAUCGAAGCGGAAUUGGUGGUAUCCACCAAAAACUAUGAUAAAAAGUGCACUGAAUUAGCGGCAAUGAGCGGUCAAUUGAAUGAAGAACAUGCUAAUCAUGGCGUGAUCAAACAUCAAUUGAAUUCCAUGGGAAACACAAUCAAACACAAAGACGAGCUCAUUUCAAAGCUGCAAAAAGACAUCGAGAAUUACAAUGAAAUCGAAAAGGUCAAUCUGGAUAUGAUCAAUCGGCUGAAGCGUGAAAACUUCGACUUGACCAAAAUGAAAUCCGUCAAAGAUGAAACCGAUGGUUCGGAAGCCAUUCUGCGACAAGAGCUUGAAAUGGUCAAGGACAUGCUUCAAGACACGGAACAAGAGUUAUCCGAAAAAAUGAUCGCCUACGAAAAGUGCUUGCUCGAUCUAAAAGAACAAGAGAAAAAGAUUUUCCACUUGACCGACAUUGUGACUGAUUCGAAAAGCGCACGCAGUGUUGAGGAAAUGCGAAUCGAAAUGCGAAUUCAACAAGAAGAAAAUGAACGGCUUAAGAAGGAAAUCGAAGAACUGAAAAAUAAGCGAAUUGUCGAGCGAUCAACGAGUCCGAUCAAGUCAAUCAACAUCGAUGAGCUAACGAGCAAAGUCGAAGAAGAAUUGAACUACUCCAGACAUCUUGACAACAGCAUUUUGAAAGCCAUCGAUGAAAAGGAUGAAAUUGUCUCGAACGAAGAAAACGAAGACGAGCUCGAUGCACUUCGAGCAGAGAAGGAGGAAUUGAUCAAAGCCAUUGAGAAGUUGCAAGAAUCGUUGGAAUGCGAACGAGAGAAGUUCUCCUACAUUCAUCAACAGGAUGCGAAAUGCAUUGACGUGAUGUCGAAACGACUGGAAGCAGCCAUCGACACCGAAAAUGAUUUGAAUAAGCUGCUCGAAGAGGAACGUAGCAAAACAUCGAAAUUGUCGACGAAGAUGCUAGAGCAUCAAUUCGAACGGGCCAAAUUGAGCUCGAGUAACAUGUCACUGAACGAAUCGCCGAUUGCAAGUCCAAGACGAUUGACAAAAGGCGGUGAAUCUGAUCAAGAGCUACUUAAGUGUCAAAAUGAUGAGAUUAAGCUGCUCAAGUCACAGUUGGAACGGGAAAAAGAGCGAGCGGUCGAUGUUGAGAAAUCGCUAGGCCGAGAGAAAAACCGAUUCGAGAAGGAGUUGAGUGAACAAAAAGCGUACGGUGAACGAAUGAAGGACGAAUUGGAACGAAUCAUUCGGGAAAACAAGACAUUACAAGAGGAGUUAGAUGAUGCGCAAGAAAAAGUCACCCUUUCAACGCAUGACAUCGAGAAUAUGCAGGCGCGAAUAAAGCAGCUGCAAGAUGCCGAAACCCAUCAAAGUGCUCGCAGUGAAAAAGACCGAAACGAAUUGACGCAAAGCAUCGCGACUUGCCGAGAGCUAAAGAACAAACUGAUCAACUUGGAAAGAGAACGGGACGUAUUACAAGAGCGAGUGUCCAUCUUACAAGCUGAUAUUGAUCGGGGUGCACAGCGCGAGGCACGCCUAACCGAAUCAUUGGUAGCUGGAUAUCAACAGAGCAACGUCUUAACUGGUGGCAUAAUUCCCCAGCAACUUUUGGCCAAAUUGAAAGAGAUGAAUGACAAUUUGAGCGAAAAUGUUCGCGAGAAUCGACAACUAUCUGAAACGCUACAGAUGUUAACCGAAGAGCGGCAUGUGCUUCAGAAGAAAGUGCAUGAUUUGGAAAUAAUCUGUGUUGACCGUGAUGAGCUAGAAGAGCGUGCCAAUCAUUUGUUCAGCAAAUACUUGCGAACCGAAAGCUUCCGACGAGCAUUGAUUCAUCAAAAGCGAUAUCUGAUGAUUGUGCUCAGCACGUACGAGUCCAAUGAGACAAAAGUAUUAGCUGCAUUGAAUGGAAAUGCACCGGUGCAACGGCAACGAAAAGUACCAUCAUUCAAGUCGGUUGUUCUGGUCGCCAUCGCAAUCGAACGUAUGAAAUUCAUUCACCGACGUUGGCAGACGGGCAAACGAGUGUGUGCCAAGAACCCAAUCUUUCCACACAACACCCCGCUGCGGCGCAAUCAUUCAGCAUCCACAAUAAAUUGGACGAGAAAUGGACACGACACACAAAUCCCAAACCAAUUGCAUCACCCACAAUCACCACCGAUGCGUGAGCGACCAAUGACCAGCGUAUUGAAGGGACGUCGUUGUACCAACAAUGAUUUUACUACCACACAAAUUUGAUACCGCAUUCAAAUGACACAGUUUCAAUUGAGAAUCCUGAAUUGAACCCAUGACAAUUGUAAAAUGAUCUCUGUUGACUAUCAAAUUGUUUCAUAAAAUCAAACGUAAAUCUUGGCGAUAAGAGAAGAGUUCAGAAAAUUUGAAUCAGAAUCAUCUGAACUCGUCUCAUUUCGCACGCGCGCCAUAUCAUUAGCAAAACAGUAAAUUCAAAAUGUAAAUAGCUAAGAAUAAAAGCACGUUUGCCAUAGUUUAGGGAUAGUGGUAGAGUUUAAUCAGAGUAAGUGUAUCAAUUUAAUUGCAUUUAAUGGCUUGCAAUGCACAUACCUUAAUGACAAAAAGAAAAAACACCACAAAGUGAACGGAGUAAAUACAAAGGGCUGCCUUUUUUGUAGUGUGCCUUUCACCAAUUCUGAUCAUACUCAACGAUUAAUUCACAUUGAAAAUUUUUAAUUGAAUCCGGUUUGUUUGGAUUGGCCAUAAACAUCUUCUUUGUGAAGCUGUACCAUCGAAGUGAGCUUCAAUCCAAACUGACUUCUUGGUCAAAAUCGAUCAUUUGUAGAGGAAAAACCAAACCACAAGAGUGACUUUUUUGCAUGAAAUUUUCCGAAACAAACACAAAUUGAUUGUUAUUGUUAUUGCAUAGAUGCGUACAAAAACCAAACGUUGUAUUGAGUUUUAUUUAGAAAAAAAUAGACAAAGAAAAAGAAUAUGAAAAUGAAACGAGACAAAAAUUAUAUAAAUAAAGAUGAUUUACUUUUAGAGCCGAAAUUAAAUUGAAAA